ACAACCACGGCGAGCGAGGCCGAUCUAAAUCAAGCAAAGCUCCCCCCGUUUCAUCGCCCCAGAAAGAGGCGAGAAAUCCCCAACGAAAGGAGCAGCUGCUCCAGCGACAGCAGCAGCCGCCGUAGCGAUUCCUUUCCUCUUCCUCCUCGUCGUCGAGUUCGCCCGCCCGGAUCGAAACCCCUAGGGUUUCGCAUCGGCCUCCCACCGCCCACCUCCUCCACCUCUCUCCCUCCGCCGCGCGCGCGCGCGGGGAGCCACCAAACCCUAGGACGGCAAAUCCGGUGCGAUCGCCCACGGUGGAGGCCUCGUCGGCGGCCGAGAGGAGCCGCUCAGGGCUCGGGUCAGGGUUCCGGUACCUCGCCGGCGCCGCCUCCGGGUGGUGGGACCGGUGGAUGGUCAUGGGAGCCAGCGGCUCCAAGCUCGAGAAGGCCCUCGGCGACCAGUUCCCGGAAGGCGAGCGCUACUUCGGCCUCGAGAACUUCGGCAACACCUGCUACUGCAACAGUGUCCUUCAGGCACUCUAUUUUUGCAUUCCAUUCAGGGAGCAGUUACUGGAAUAUUAUGCAAAUAACAAAAAUCCAGGAGACGCAGAGGAAAAUCUUUUGACUUGUUUGGCUGACCUCUUUAUGCAGAUAAGCCAAGCAAAGAAAAAAACUGGUGUUAUUGCUCCAAAACGUUUUGUUCAGAGAGUGAAGAAACAAAAUGAGUUGUUUCGCAGCUACAUGCACCAGGAUGCACACGAGUUCUUAAAUUUUCUUUUGAAUGAACUUGUUGAUAUUCUGGAAAAGGAGUCCAGUGCUGCGAAGGACUCCCCCCAAUCUUCAUCUCCUGAAAAAGCUCCAAAUGGUCCAGUUCAACCUUUAGCCAAUGGAGUUAAAAAGGAGCCACCCGUUACCCUGGUCCAUAAGAAUUUUCAGGGCAUAUUGACCAAUGAAACAAGAUGCUUAAGAUGCGAAACAGUAACUGCAAGAGAUGAAACAUUUCUUGAUCUUAGUGUUGACAUUGAACAAAAUAGUUCUAUCACGAGCUGCCUGAAAAACUUCUGCUCUACAGAGACUUUAAAUGCAGAGGAUAAAUUCUUCUGUGACAAAUGCUGCAGUUUGCAAGAAGCACAAAAGAGAAUGAAGAUCAAGAAGGCUCCCCACAUAUUGGUGAUCCACCUAAAGCGCUUCAAGUACAUUGAGCAGCUUGGCCGAUAUAAGAAGCUUUCAUACCGGGUUGUAUUCCCCAUGGAGCUGAAGCUCAGUAAUACAUCCGAUGACGUAGACACCGAGUACUCCCUCUUCGCUGUCGUGGUCCACGUCGGAAGUGGCCCUAAUCAUGGGCAUUAUGUGAGCCUCGUCAAAAGCCACAACCACUGGUUGUUCUUUGACGACGAAAACGUGGAGAUGGUCGAGGAGCAGACCCUGCAAACAUUCUUCGGUUCCUCACAUGAAUACUCGGGCAACACAGACCAUGGGUAUAUCUUGUUUUACGAGGGCCUUGGUGGGAAGAGUUAGGUUGUUUUCCUUGGCCUUCCCUGUUCCUUUUUCACCCUCUCUUUGGAGCAUGCAAGUUCACUCUUGUACCUACACAGCUGCUAUUUCAUACCUCCAUGGAAAAUUGCCAAUCGAAGAGGUUGUAUGACAUGAGGACGCCAGAUUUUGGGUGGUUUCAGUGUACAGGGGAUAAUGGAAUCUUGCUCCCAGUGAUGCAAUAAGGUGUAAAUCGUUUUAAGUGCGCCUGACCAGUUUCUUCUCAGGACUAACAUCUUUUUGUUAAAGAAUGGAACAUUGCUAUUGGGCACACUGUACAUUAAUUCUAGUUCAAAAUCUUGGAUGCAUUUCCCAGUUCUGCUGACUUUGGGAUCUGGAAUCAUGUUACAUGUUUGGGCUUGUCAACUUUGGUCGGUUAAGCGUGUGGUUCGUUUUA
Messenger RNA from Setaria italica (foxtail millet), 1911 nucleotides. Its product is annotated as ubiquitin carboxyl-terminal hydrolase 4. NCBI's taxonomy places the organism in Eukaryota, Viridiplantae, Streptophyta, Magnoliopsida, Poales, Poaceae. Gene Ontology annotation, cellular component: cytosol; nucleus. Gene Ontology annotation, molecular function: cysteine-type deubiquitinase activity; cysteine-type endopeptidase activity. The transcript has 6 exons. The record is from RefSeq and is a predicted model, not a curated record. Gene Ontology annotation, biological process: protein deubiquitination. The coding region runs from base 393 to 1499 and encodes 368 amino acids.